UGAAAACAACGAUAUCACUGUGACACAAGGAGGAAUCUACAGAUGUGAAGGAAUGACAGAAAAUCCGGAAUCCUUCAGUGAGUCAAGUGACGAGGUCACUGUCCAGAUAAGCUUUUCCAACAAGGUUGUUGCGACUCAGCAACCAAACCGGCCUCAGAUGUUCAGUGGUGAGACGAUCACUCUGACAUGUGAGGUCCAGGGAGGAGAAACCACUGAGUGGACGUGUGAAUGGAGGAGACCUGGGUUGGCUACUCACAGGGCAAAUGGUAAAGACUGGACUCUCAGACUCUCUGACUCCAGUAGUGGAGACUACAUGUGUCGUUGUAGGAGAAGAGAUGACUGGCAUUCGUCAACGAAGUGGAGUGAAGCCAUCACUCUGUCUGUAUCAGAUAAACCCAGAGCCAAACUGACAGCAGGUUCAACAACCAUACCAGUAGGGGGGAGUGUGAUGCUGAGCUGCUCAGUGGAGCCCUCUGCUGGAUGGAAAUACAGAUGGUUCAGAAAGACCUCGGGCUCUUUUGUUGAAUUCAGCACAAAUAAAGAAGAAAACGGAGAUAUCACUGUGAUACAAGGAGGAAUGUACAUGUGUAUGGGAAUGAGAGAAAAAACAGAUUUCUACAGUGAUUCAAGUGACGAGGUCACUGUCCAGAUAAACUUUUCCAACAAGGUCUUUGUGACUCGACAACCAAACUGGCCUCAGAUCUUCAGUGGUGAGACGAUCACUCUGACAUGUGAGGUCCAGGGAGGAGAAACCACUGAGUGGACGUGUGAAUGGAAGAGAACUUGGACAGUUAUACACAAGACAAAUAGUAAAGAGUGGACUUUCAUUGUUUCUGAGUCCAGCAGUGGAGACUACAUGUGUCAGUGUAGAAAGAGAGAUGACUGGUUUUCUUCAACACAGUGGAGUGAAGCCUUCAGACUGUCUGUAUCAAGUAAACCAAAGGCCCGGUUGAAUAGUAAUAGCAGAGAGAUACCAGCAGGAGGCAGUGUGACACUGACCUGUACAGUGACCUCCUCAUCGUCUGGUUGGAAAUAUUUCUGGUACAAAGAACGAGACUCCUCUGAGCCUCUCACCGGAGAAGAAGCUGAUUUUCCUUCAAAUGGACAAAUGAACGUCUCAGAGGAAAGACUGUACUGGUGCAGAGGAGGAAGAGGAGAACCGGCUUACUACACAGACUACAGUGAUAGAAUCAGCAUCACUAAGAAUGUAACUGUGUCCAGUUCUGCCAGCUCUUCAUUUCCUGCGAUGUUUGUUGUUGGACCAUUUGUUGGAAUCGUUCUCAUCAUUCUGCUGCUCUUGUUGUGGCGCUACAGACUAUCAAAGGAUUUUUCCUGCCUCAGGUCGUUGCAGUCUGACAACAGCAGCCAGAGGCCGGCCACUGAUCAUGGAGCGAACGAGACUGAAAAUCAUUACCGCUCUCUGCUGCAUGCCACCACUUCUAUCUAUCACAUUAUCCGCCCGCGUCCGCGUGGAGCUGCUGGAAAUGAUGAAGUUGUGAAAUACGCAAAGAGAAGAGAGAGACCUCAUCCAGAGAAAAGUUGUCUUUAUGUCAAUGUGAUGCCAGGAAUUAACAGCUCAACCUGAAGGUCAUAUGAGAAAAUGUUCCUGCCACUUUUAGAAGUUCUUCUUACAUUUCUGAUUUUUGCUAUGAAUUUACUACCGUAUCCAAACCGUCUUCAUUCUCUAACAAAAUUUACUGACAGUAAUCACAUUGCUGUGUUUUAAAAAAAAGAGAAUCCUGUGAUCUGCCCUGUAGGCUGCAUGCUCUGCUGGUUUAUUCUGCACUGUAAUCUAAUCUAAUAACUCAAAUAUUUGUAUUUUAAAUUGCAAUGAUUAUUUUAUUUCUGCAGCAUUAAGAUGCUUGAGUUGAUUUAAUCCAGUUAUAUCUCUGCAACAGUCACUUGUUACCAAAUUUCAUAACAUGAAAUAUGAAAAUUGCUGUUAUUAUUCUUACUCACACAGCAGCAUUUGUAGAUUUUCCGCUUGUCGUGUGCAUGCAGUAAAAACAAUAUUAACACAGUUUGAAUAUUGAUGGACCUAUUAUUGUUCCUUUUGUGGUGGUGACAUGAGAAUAAAGCCUCUGGGGCAAUUUGAAAUGCUAA
This is a messenger RNA of Poecilia latipinna (sailfin molly), 2103 nucleotides long. Its product is annotated as leukocyte immunoglobulin-like receptor subfamily B member 1. Gene Ontology annotation, molecular function: transmembrane signaling receptor activity. NCBI's taxonomy places the organism in Eukaryota, Metazoa, Chordata, Actinopteri, Cyprinodontiformes, Poeciliidae. Gene Ontology annotation, biological process: immune response; cell surface receptor signaling pathway. The record is from RefSeq and is a predicted model, not a curated record. Gene Ontology annotation, cellular component: external side of plasma membrane. The transcript has 11 exons. Bases 53 to 1585 code for a protein of 510 amino acids.